Molecule: messenger RNA, 2453 nt
Organism: Neodiprion virginianus
Lineage: Eukaryota; Metazoa; Arthropoda; Insecta; Hymenoptera; Diprionidae
Exons: 5
Coding region: 395-2128 (577 amino acids)
Source: RefSeq, a predicted model, not a curated record
GAAUGGAACGGAAUGGUGGCAGCAGGCCAGUCACAAUCCAGACACGAAGGUGGCUAGUUCACGUUUUACUAGACGCCUCUCGAUAUCCGUUGAACACAGUGAAGUAGCUAGUACCCAGUGAACGUUUCUUCGUUGCUGAUAAUAGGUGGUAAUUAUGUGAUAAAAAUGACUCUGUCCGCAUGGUUGAAAACGUAGCGUUGAAAUGUGUAGAAAAAGUAUUGAAAAUCGUACGAGCGUAAUGCCGAAAGAGAUCGUACCCCGUUUCUCGACGGUAUUCGUCGCUCUGGAGAUGAUCGAACCGAGAGUAUCGUACCGCAGCAGCGUGCUCCUGAUCCUCUUGAAGAACUAGACCGAAGUGUAAAUCAUAUAUUCGGAUUAGAAGAAUAGUCGGAAGAUGGGGGAAGCAAACGACCCAACUCGGGUCCACUGUUACACGAAUCCGUCGUUCUGUCGUCAGUCGGAGUUCAUACCUGACGACCUGCCACCACCACUCCAGUUCCAAGGUGACGAGCUGCCCCCGCCUCCACCAGCACUGCUUCCGGAAGAAACGCAUUGCGGACAAAGUAACCCAGGUUUUCACCAGCCGAUUGGCGACGGAGGUGAACGGUACGUUUACCUGCAGGAACGCGAUGUCGGGCAACCUCUGAAUCGCCACCCUGCAAACCCCCAGCAGCAUAGAAGGUACGCCAGUCUUCCCGUCGACGAGACGCCGCAUCAGCAAUUCGGCCAGAAUCGAGUAUCCUCGAAGUACGACUUCAUCCCCGACGAACAGCUUCAGCGUCACGGGUCAGCCAGGUACGCUUAUUCACCUGGCCAGCUACAAAACUCAGGAACCUUCGUCUCCCCCCGUUCCGGACCGGUGACCAACCACGACGAACGGCGGGUCGUUCAGGUUCAUAAUCACACCGGAAACGCGGGACGUUACGCUGAGAUACCAGGCGAACAGACGUUUUCAAAGUCCCAGCCACAGGAAAGGGAUAACAAUGCGUGGGCGAACGGUGGCAAGGUUUAUUCGCGAGGAAGGUACGCAAGGGUUCCGUUGCAGGAUGAUGACCCCCCGGCACUUCCCGAAAGAAACGGGGGAUCCUCGAUAUCGCCCCGCAACAAUCCGGCCACUCAGAAACUCCACGAGAUACUGACUACCCCGAGAAAAGUAAGAUCGCGUUCCGAGGAACGAACUCUGUCACCGAAAAGGAGUCAUCAGCCCCAAAACACCUCCGGCACUCCUCAUAGACGGGCACUCACACCGGGAAGCUCACCCUCGGCAGGCCGCACUUUGAGUCCAGGAACGCGAGGAACGCCGCAGGGAACGCCACAGAGUCGAACAUUUUCGCCAACCAGACCACAGACCUCGACGCCAAACAAGGAGCCAUCGGCACGUCGCUGUCUACCAUUGACAGAGGUCGGAGCGAUCCGACUUCCGCAAGAUAUUUGCCCAGCCAGCAACUGCGGAAGACUCCGUUACGUCGAGACGGCUCCGGUCGACCUGACCGAGCUGGUAAGAUGCGAGCCACCGCCAAGGUACGCGUACCUCGAGUCCGGCCCAGAAUCGGUACCGAUGAUCUGCAGUUCACCGAGGUAUCAAGUCGUCCCUGCGGUAUCGGAAAGCCAGAAAAGAAGCGGGUACCAAAGCGUCGAAAGUGCCUUCGUUGCAAGAACCGCUGUGGUUCCUCCACUGUCGCCGCCAAAUAGUGAAGCUAACACAACGCUGGCAAGUGGAGUUGACAAGCACGAGAGGAGAAACGCUCCUCUUCUCUUGAUCCUGGUUGGAAUACUGACUUGUGGAUUAUCUCUCUACCUUUCCUGGACUCAGGGACGAAGAUACUACUUCGACAGCGCAGCCGGAUGCGGGGCUUGUUGCGCGUUAGCCGGUGCCUGCAGAAGUCUCAAGCGAACCUGGACCGGUCUUGGACUCGCGGCAUUGUCAGCGCUGAGUUGCGCGGGUCUUUUAUUGAUGGCCGUUAAGGCACCCCGAUGGGGAACACCUCUGCACGAUGUGACGGCCGGCGCGUUAUGCGGAGUUUCUGUGCUCGGUGCGACAUUGGCUCUUCUCGCCCUCGUCGCACCGAGAUGCGAUUUGGCGCGACACAGACGCGUCCAUUCCUGGAUACCAAAUUUUUCACCCUGAAUCUAUCUACCAUUGUUCACGAUUCGAUUCUCGCACGAAAAUUAUCAUAUAUUAUAUUAGGAUUAAGAAUAUCAACGUGUCUAUUGUAUAAUAUGUUUUAUCCCACCCAGGAGUAUGAAUUUCUUUCGCUAGCAAUUAUUUAUGCUUUCAAGAUUAAUUAUUAUUAUUAUUAUUGACAAUGUCGUCAUACUAGGUACUAUAAAUUCCGUUACAACGAAAUUGUACAAUUUUUCACAUAUACACAAGAUAUUUUGUAAUGGAUUAUACUGUACGUAUUACAUAGGUAUAUAUUAUGCGCAUAAUGUACUUCGAAUAAAGUGUAUCA